AUGGAAGCCUACAUAGAUGACAUGGUAGAAAAAAGCAAGCUCGCUAUAAACCACUUUAUAGACUUGAAAGAAGUUUUUAGUAUCCUAAAAAACCAUAAGCUUCGCCUUAAUGCCUUGAAAUGCGCUUUCGGGGUAGGAACAUGGAAGUUCUUGGGGUACAUGGUGACUCACAGAGGAAUCGAGGCAAAUCCGGAUCAAAUCAAAGCAAUACAAGAGCUUGAAGUACCAACAAAGGCUAAAGAGCCACAGAAGCUGGCUGGAAUGACAGCCGCCUUGAAUCGGUUGAAAAGGGAACAAAGGCCAGUAUACAAUGUUAGCAAGACUCUACUAGAUGCCGAGAUACGGUACCUACCCCUGGAAAAGCUAGCUUUUGCACUACUCAUCGCCUCGAGGAAGCUGCAACAUUACUUUCAGGGUCACACCAUCAAUGUCCUCACCGAAUUUCCCUCCGAUCUGUCUUCAGCCGAGCUGAUUUCUUCGGCCGAACAACGAAAUGGGCGGUUAAACUUGCUCUAUAUCGACGGAUCAUCCAAUAACCAAGGAUCGGGAACAGGGGUAGUACUUAUGUCACCGGAAGGAUUUAUCGGGGAACAAGCUCUUAAGCUUGGUUGGAAGGCUUCUAACAAUGAAACGGAGUACGAAGCACUGUUAGCUGGUCUACGCAGUGUCGAACACUUCAGUGCAAAGCAACUUCUGGUUUUUAGUGAUUCUCAGUUGGUUGUUAACCAGCUCACUGGGAUCUAUGAAACACGAGAUGAGAGAAUAGCUAUGUACGCAAACAACGCCAAGGAUCUACUUAAAAGUUUCGAUCCAUACGAGUGGAACGAAUCAGUCGGGAUAGAAAUAACCAUGCUGAUGCUCUGGCCUGCCUCGGCUCUUCAGUAG
Camellia sinensis is the source of this 885-nucleotide messenger RNA. RefSeq lists its product as uncharacterized. The record is from RefSeq and is a predicted model, not a curated record. Gene Ontology annotation, molecular function: RNA-DNA hybrid ribonuclease activity; nucleic acid binding. NCBI's taxonomy places the organism in Eukaryota, Viridiplantae, Streptophyta, Magnoliopsida, Ericales, Theaceae.